AGUGUGUAGAAGGAGAGGAGCUCUGAGACGCGUCCGUGGACAUUCAAACAUUGGGGAACAUGAAAUCUCUUCCGCUGCGAUUGGCGCGCUGCUGCUGAGCGUGGACAGCCGCGCUGACUGGAUAAGCGCUCUCCCAACCCGGAUACUGUCACAGCUUUGCACCGCUGUCAGCCGCCGUCCUCCUACAUGAUAUUUCCUAGUAUCGUCUCACUCUCCACACAACUGUUGGCUAGCUAUGACUGAGAGCCACGCCGCCAAGCCGAUUAACGGGACUGUGCGUCACCGCGGAAAGAACGGACUGAAGCCGGACAGAGAGGGCUGGGUGAAGGGACUCCAUGAGCAGCCACACGCACAGCAGCCCCACGGGCUGUCCGAAGAGAUCAAUGAAUCACCAAAUGGCAGCCUGUAUCGCCGGCCCUUUGUGGAGUCUUUCGAGAAGACUCCCAUGUUGGUGGCUGUACUCACUUACAUGGGCUAUGCCAUCCUGACCAUUUUUGGACAUCUACGUGACUUCCUGCGCGCCUGGAAGAUUGAAAAAUGUAACAUUACUGCAGAGAGAGAGGAACAAAAGGACUUUGUUCCUCUUUACCAAGAGUUUGAAAACUUUUACACUUGGAACGUGUACACGCGAGUGCGUGACAUCCUAAACCGGCCAAUAUGCAGCGUCCCUGGAGCCACCAUGGAUCUAAUGGAGAGAGUAUCCCACGAUUACAACUGGACUUUUGAGUACACAGGGCGAGUAGUGCGUGAUGUGAUCAAUCUGGGCUCGUACAAUUAUCUGGGCUUUGCAGAAAACACUGGUCCCUGUGCUAAUGCUGCAGCUGAAGUCACCAUGAAGUACGGAGUGGGAGUGGCCAGCACCAGGCAGGAAAUGGGUAACCUGGACCGACAUGAGGAGCUGGAGAAGCUGGUCGCUCGGUUUCUUGGGGUGGAGUCUGCCAUGACUUUUGGGAUGGGGUUUGCCACCAACUCUAUGAAUAUACCGGCCCUGACUGGCAAGGGCUGUCUGAUCCUGAGUGAUGAGCUGAACCAUACCUCUCUGGUGUUAGGAGCCAGACUGUCCCGCUCUGUUAUCCGGGUCUUCAAACACAACAAUAUGCAGAGUCUGGAGAAACUGCUCAGGGAAGCUAUAGUCCACGGUCAGCCCAGAACGCACAGACCAUGGAAGAAGAUCCUUAUAGUGGUGGAGGGCAUUUACAGCAUGGAGGGCAGUAUAGUGCGCCUGCCCGAGGUGAUUGCCCUGAAGAAGCGCUACAAGGCCUAUCUGUAUCUGGACGAGGCGCACAGUAUCGGGGCCCUGGGGCCCAGGGGGAGGGGCGUGGUCGACUACUUCGGCUUGGACCCUGCGGAUGUGGACGUGCUGAUGGGCACUUUCACUAAGAGCUUUGGGGCCGCUGGGGGAUACAUCGCAGGAAAAAAAGAGAUGAUCGAUUACCUUCGCUCCCACUCCCACAGUGCAGUCUACGCCGCCUCUAUGUCUCCUCCUGUGGUGGAGCAGAUCAUCACUUCUAUGAAGUGCAUUAUGGGAGAGGACGGCUCAACUAUAGGUUGUGAUCGUAUAAGGCAGUUGGCAGAGAACACCGCCUAUUUCCGAAAGCGUCUACAUGAGAUGGGCUUCAUUAUUUAUGGCAACAAUGACUCGCCAGUAGUUCCACUGAUGCUCUACAUGGUUGCGAAGAUCGGAGCAUUUGGGAGGGAGAUGCUGCGGCGAAACAUUGGCGUGGUGGGGGUUGGAUUUCCUGCGACGCCCAUCAUCGAGUCCCGCGCCCGCUUCUGCAUUUCCGCCUUACACACUCGAGAGAUGCUUGACAGGGCUCUGAGUGCCAUAAAUGAGGUGGGAGACCUUCUUCAUCUCAAGUAUUCCCGUCAGAGAGUACGGCCAUCUUUGGUUUGCUCGUGUGACGACAAUUCACUGGAGGACAUUGAUAAAUAACAGUCUUCAGUGUCAAGACAACACACAACCACAAUAGGAAACAGUUAUUAAUGUUUUCUAAGAGAGCUUGUCUGUAACUCUGCCUUGCCUUAACCAGAAGAAAAGGUCAUUUAUAUUACUUAGUUUCAGCCAUUUUUGUAACAGUAUUUUGCUAUGUAAAAUAAUUUUGCUAUAAUAUUUUUAAGUUAUAAAAUUACUAUAUUCUAGUCUGUCAAUGCCAGUGCCGUUGGGAUAAGUUAAGUUUUGAACCUGUGGCAAGAAAAGUCACAAGCUAAUGCUCAAAAAGAAGAAUAUUGUGAGGUCUAGAUUAAACCAAAAAUGUAUCACUGGCAGCAAACUUGUGUAAAGUGCUUUCGUUAGACAAUUCUCAGUAUUUUAAAAGUUCAAUUUUAGGCUGUCAAGGGACAAAGGGCUCUACAAAUAAGAUACAGCAUAUAUUGUGUUUAACAGUCCCACCUAACAACAAAAGAUUUGAUUUUACUUUAUACAGUUGUAUGAUGCAUGGUCAUAAGAUCAUAAGAAUAUUCUAUAAUGUUUUGCUGUAAUCAUACAGUGUACAUUAAACAAUAGUGCCAAAUAUAGAAUCAUAUUACUGGAUUUACAUCAUGGUUUGUACAGUUGUAGAGGUGACAGUGGCAGUAGUUAGUAACUGUUACUUGGAUCAACAGAGCUGAUCAUUAUUAUUAUUAAUAUUAUUCAUUGAGUCACAUUUCCAUGUCAGUUGACAAAGGGUAUGUUUAUGAUGUUGAAUAAUAUCAGCCCUAUUUUAACCUAUGUUGGAAGGUCAUUCAUUUCAUGUGAAUGCACUUUGAGUUGUGAUUUUAUAAAGCACAAGAAUUCAUUGUUGGGCCAAAGUACCAGAAGAUGGUUACCAUUUAUUUUUAAACACUAGAACAGUGAACAACUUUUUUUUUUUUUAUAUAUAAUUCACCUAGUGGAAUCUUUUCAUGCACACGCAUACACACUGAUAAAACACUUCCACUGAAUAGAUAAUGAUUGAUUGUACAUUAGUACAUUUGUAAAUUAUUACAGUUAUAAUUAUAACAUCUAUCUUCUAUCUGCUUUUACAACUUUGGUACCAUAAUAGGGUACUUUUAUAAUGAUAAAACUGUUUAAGGAUCAGAGAAAAUGUUUUAAAGUUCUGAUAAAAGUUAUCCUAUCAUUUGUAAGUUCACUUUUAUUAGAGACUAAGUACACUGUGGUCAAAGGUAAUGACAACACAUGACUUUGUGUAAUUUAUAUGGAGGUGUUGCUGCACUUUGACCAGACAAGAGUUCUGAAUGAAAAUACUUUACAUAUCCAUUUCUGCAGACAACCACCAUGCUCAUUGAAAUGCAUAUUGUAAUCUAGUUCUUUGGACCCUUUGUAUCUUAUUACUAAAUGGGAAUGUCAUAUUCUGUUUUGUGCAAAAGGCUGGUCUUAACUUGAACAUAUAAGUGUUAUGUUAAGUAAUAUGCACUAAUCAGGUGAGUGGUCUUGACUUGGUCCUGGUUUAGUCCUGGUGUAGUCCCAGUUUAGUUCCAAUUUUAAUUAUGUGUGUGCAAGUGUGAAUGCAGCCUGAUACAAGAUGUCAUCUAAACACUGCAGCUAUGUUUUAAAUGCACUAUGCGUAUGUCUGUUGGUAACAUUUACUGUACACUUUUGUCAAUUUGGGGUAAUCUGAUGAUGCAGGUUUAAUUUCCUUUAAUUUCCAAAUAGAAGCCUGCAGGGACAAGAGAAUAAUGUAUUUUGGUAAUGUAAUCAUCUUCCAUUUAUUUCCCCUUUUGACAGUGCCUUGAAAAAACUAUAUACGAAAUAUUGUCUUUUCGGUUUUCCCUGUAUCUAACAUCUCUGAUUUGCUCCAUUGUCACCACUUCAAAUGUUUGCACUUUGACAGCAGAUUACUCUUCUAUUAUGUCUUUUAUGCCUCUUGGUAAUAAAAUGAUAAGGUGGUUUUUAUUGUUAA
Boleophthalmus pectinirostris (great blue-spotted mudskipper) is the source of this 3878-nucleotide messenger RNA. RefSeq names its product serine palmitoyltransferase 2-like. NCBI's taxonomy places the organism in Eukaryota, Metazoa, Chordata, Actinopteri, Gobiiformes, Gobiidae. The coding region runs from base 236 to 1933 and encodes 565 amino acids. The transcript has 12 exons. Gene Ontology annotation, biological process: sphingosine biosynthetic process; ceramide biosynthetic process. Gene Ontology annotation, cellular component: serine palmitoyltransferase complex. The record is from RefSeq and is a predicted model, not a curated record. Gene Ontology annotation, molecular function: pyridoxal phosphate binding; serine C-palmitoyltransferase activity.